CCCAACCCCCCGCCCCUCCAGCCCUGACCCCGCCCUGUCUGCGGACCGACACCAUGGCGCCGCCCGGCUCGCGCCUCCGCCCCCGAGCUCCCAGGCGGGCGGAGCUGCGGGCGAGGGGCGGGAUGUUUUGGGGGGCGGGGGUCCCGAUGACGGCAUCGGAGCGCGCCGCGCGGAGGCUCGGAGUCUGACUGCACCCCUGGGGGACUGUGCUCCCACCGAGCAGGACCGGGAGCUGCCCUCCCCCAGCAUGGGGCUGGAGGCCCAGAGGCUGCCGGGGGCCGAGGAGGCCCCGGUGAGGGUGGCCUUGAGGGUCCGGCCGCUGCUGCCCAAGGAGCUGCUGCACGGGCACCAGAGCUGCCUGAGGGUGGACCCGGGGCACAGCCGCAUCACUCUUGGUCGAGACCGCCACUUUGGCUUCCACGUGGUGCUGGAUGAGGACACAGGGCAGGAGGCCGUGUACCAGGCCUGCGUGCAGCCCCUCCUCGAGGCUUUCUUUGAGGGCUUCAACGCCACGGUCUUUGCCUACGGUCAGACGGGCUCCGGGAAGACGUACACCAUGGGGGAGGCCAGUGUGGCCUCCCUUCACGAGGACGAGCAGGGCAUCAUCCCACGGGCCAUGGCUGAAGCCUUCAAGCUUAUCGAUGAAAAUGACCUGCUUGACUGUCUGGUGCACGUGUCCUACCUGGAAGUAUAUAAGGAGGAGUUCCGAGAUCUGCUGGAGGUGGGCACCGCCAGCCGUGACAUCCAGCUGCGGGAAGAUGACCGCGGAAAUGUUGUGCUGUGUGGCGUCAAGGAGGUGGACGUGGAGGGCCUGGACGAGGUGCUGAGCCUCCUGGAGAUGGGCAACGCGGCGCGGCACACGGGCGCCACACACCUCAACCGCCUGUCCAGCCGCUCACACACCGUCUUCACGGUGACCCUGGAGCAGCGGGGGCGCGCCCCCAGCCGCCUGCCGCGACCCCCUGCGGGCCAGCUGCUGGUCUCCAAGUUCCACUUCGUGGACCUGGCGGGCUCGGAGCGGGUGCUCAAGACGGGCAGCACGGGCGAGCGGCUCAAGGAGAGCAUCCAGAUCAACAGCAGCCUCCUGGCGCUGGGCAACGUCAUCAGCGCCCUGGGCGACCCCCAGCGUCGCGGCAGCCACAUCCCCUACCGGGACUCCAAGAUCACCCGGAUCCUCAAAGACUCGCUAGGCGGGAACGCCAAGACGGUGAUGAUCGCCUGCGUCAGCCCCUCCUCCUCCGACUUCGACGAGACCCUCAACACCCUCAACUACGCCAGCCGCGCCCAGAACAUCCGCAACCGCGCCACGGUCAACUGGCGGCCCGAGGCCGAGCGCGCGCCCGAGGAGGCGGCGGCCGGCGCGCGCGGCCCCCCGCGCCACCGCUCGGAGACGCGCAUCAUCCACCGCGGACGGCGCGCCCCCGGCCCCGCCGCCGCCCCCGCCGCCGCCGCGGCCGCCGCCCGCCUGGGCGCGGAGUGCGCGCGCUACCGGGCCCGCACCGACGCCGCCUACAGCCUCCUGCGCGAGCUGCAGGCGGAGCCGGGGCUGCCCGGCGCCGCCGCCCGCAAGGUGCGCGACUGGCUGUGCGCCGUCGAGGGGGAGCGCAGCGCCCUGAGCUCCGCCUCCGGGCCCGACAGCGGCAUCGAGAGCGCCUCCGCCGAGGAGCAGGCCACGCAGGGGCCCGGCGGGCCGAAGGUGGCCAAGGGCCAGGAAGAUGGGGCACUGCAGUUGCUCGCCCUGCAGAGCCAGGUGGCCCGGCUGGAGGAGGAGAACCGAGACUUUCUGGCGGCCCUGGAGGACGCCAUGGAGCAGUACAAACUGCAGAGCGACCGGCUUCGGGAGCAGCAGCAGGAAAUGGCGGAGCUUCGGCUGCGGCUAGAGCUGGUGCGGCCUGGCUGGGGGGCCCCAGGGCUCCUACAGGGCCUGUCUGCCGGCUCCUUUGCGCCCCGGCCCCACACAGCCCCCCUCGGCGGUGCCCACAGCCACAUGCUGGGCAUGGUGCCCCCCGUCUGCCUUCCUGGAGAUGAAGUUGGCCCUGAGAACUGGGGAGAGCAGGUGACAAAUGGCAGAGAGCCUGGGGCCCAGCUGCUGGCAGAGGCAGACAGCCAGGGGAGCGGCUCAUCAGCUGCCUCGGAGGAGGAGGGGCAGGAGGAGGGGCAGCCGCCCCUGCGGCCCCCACACCUGCGCAGGAACGGGAUCAACAAGUGGAGCCAGAGGGUGGGGGCCCGCCCAGGAAGUCCAUGUGCCGGGAAGGGCCCAGAGCUUCACCCCGAAGAACCGGGUGCAGCCGUCCCGGGGCCCAGAGUAGCCGGCGGGAGCAAGGCCCUGGCGCGGCCCCGCCGGACCCCAGCUGCCACGGCCUCUGAGCGGCGGCUGGCCCAAGCCCAACAGAAGAUCCGGGAGCUGGCCAUCAACAUCCGCAUGAAGGAGGAGCUCAUUGGCGAGCUGGUCCGCACAGGCAAGGCGGCCCAGGCCCUGAACCGGCAGCACAGCCAGCACAUCCGGGAACUGGAGCAGGAGGCGGAGCAGGUGCGGGCGGAGCUGAGUGAAAGCCAGAGGCAGCUGCGGGAGCUCGAGGGCAGAGAGCCCCAGGACGCCGGCGAGCGGUCCCGGCUCCAGGAGUUCCGCAAGAGGGUCGCUGUCGCCCAGAGCCAGGUGCAGGUGCUGAAGGAAAAGAAGCAGGCGAGCGAGCGGCUGGCGUCGCUGUCGGCCCAGAGCGAGAAGCGGCUGCAGGAGCUCGAGAGGCACGUGCAGCUCAUGCGGCAGCAGCAGGGGCAGCUGCAGAGGCGGCUUCGCGAGGAGACGGAGCAGAAGCGGCGCCUGGAGACCGAGAUGAACAAGCGGCAGCACCGUGUCAAGGAGCUGGAGCGGCGGCACGAGCAGCAGCAAAAGAUCCUGAAGAUCAAGACGGAAGAGAUCGCGGCGUUCCAGAGGAAGCGGCGCAGCGGCAGCAACGGCUCUGUGGUCAGCCUGGAGCAGCAGCAGAAGAUCGAGGAGCAGAAGAAGUGGCUGGACCAGGAGAUGGAAAAGGUCCUGCAGCAGCGGCGGGCACUGGAGGAGCUGGGGGAGGAGCUCCACAAGCGGGAGGCCAUCCUGGCCAAGAAGGAGGCCCUGAUGCAGGAGAAGACGGGGCUGGAGAGCAAGCGCCUGCGGUCCAGUCAGGCCCUCAGUGAGGACAUCGUGCGAGUGUCCAGCCGGCUGGAGCACCUGGAGAAGGAGCUGUCGGAGAAGAGCGGGCAGCUGCGGCAGGGCAGCGCCCAGAGCCAGCAGCGGCUCCGCGGGGAGAUCGACGCCCUGCGCCAGGAGAAGGACUCGCUGCUUAAGCAGCGCCUGGACAUCGACGGCAAGCUGAGGAGGGGCAGCCUGCUGUCGCCCGAGGAGGAGCGGACGCUGUUCCAGCUGGACGAGGCCAUCGAGGCCCUGGAUGCUGCCAUCGAAUACAAGAAUGAGGCCAUCACGUGCCGCCAGCGGGUGCUGCGGGCGUCGGCCUCUUUGCUGUCCCAGUGUGAGAUGAACCUCAUGGCCAAGCUCAGCUACCUCUCGUCCUCGGAGACCAGAGCCCUGCUCUGCAAGUAUUUUGACAAGGUCGUGACGCUCCGAGAGGAGCAGCACCAGCAGCAGAUCGCCUUCUCUGAGCUGGAGAUGCAGCUGGAGGAGCAGCAGAGGUUGGUCUACUGGCUGGAGGUGGCCCUGGAGCGCCAGCGCCUGGAGAUGGACCGCCAGCUGACCCUGCAGCAGAAGGAGCACGAGCAGAACAUGCAGCUUCUCCUCCAGCAGAGCCGAGGUGAGGCCCCUCUCCCUGCCCGCGGCCCCUCCCCGCUUUCCUCGGCCCCGCCCCUCCUUCCUCCUCCGCCCCUCCCGGCCUUCCUCCGUGUCCCCUCCCGUCUAGAUCACCUCGGCGAGGGGCUAGCGGACAGCAGGAGGCAGUAUGAGACCAGGAUCCAAGCGCUGGAGAAGGAGCUGGGCCGCCACCUGUGGAUGAACCAGGAACUGAAACAGAAGCUCAGUAGCCUGAGUGCGGCGGGCCAGAGCAGGGGUGGGGAGAAGAGGGCCCUGUGCCUGGAGAGCAGACCGGCUCCCGGAAAUGAAGAGGAGCUGCGCCCCGUGCCCGAGCUUCUCUGGCAGCAGUCCCUCCCUGAGGGGGGCCCCCGCUCCCGAGACGAGGUGCGGGACUUGGUCCGGGCCCCGCUGCCGCUGACGUGGAAGCGCUCCAGCCUGUGCGGUGAGGAGCAGGGCGGCGUCGAGGAGCCCCUGGGAGGGCGGGCGCCCCCCGUGGGUGAGGCGGGCCUGCCCUGGAACCCCGGGCCCCUGCCCAAGCCCCGGCGAGACCCGCGCCGGGCCAGCUCAGGCAUGAUCGACGUCAGGAGAAACCCGCUGUAGGCUGUGCGCAGAGCCCUCCCUGCAGGGAGGCUGAGCCCGCUCCCGGGCACGGUCAACCCCGUUCGCUUCGUGAAAGAGGGCCUUUAGCUCUCCCUCCAAAUCCGGGUCCUGAUCUUGACACAGCUGGGAUCAGCGAACCUGGGCCACCAGCCCCAGUGGAUCAGACUCCUGUUUUUUCAUCUGUAAAUUCCUGCCCCUCAUUUCUUUGAGCUCCGGUACCGGAUUGCCAUCUUUUGGCUUGAGAUUUCCCAAAAGGCAAUUCUGGUCCCAGACCUGCGUGUGGGUGCCCACAGUGCUGGGGUUCAGCCGGUGCUGGACACACAACAGUGAGUGGCAACCGGGUUGUGUUUUAAAUGGUCUUAUGUAUAUGGUGGGAAGUGGGAAGCUUGGCAUAGUUUUAGACUUUUGUAAAACCGUUUUAUAAUAAAUGAGACUCUGAAGGGAAGAAUGUGAGUUUUUACUUGGUUUGAUUUACAAGACACGAGUCAGAUUUGAGACCAUGACAGGUGUGAAGGCUUUUUAGAGCCCCUGAGACAGGCCCAAUUCAGAACUGUGGACCAGGCCUCUGUGUGACUCCGGUGCGUCUCCCCACUCACGGUGAGGACCGUUGGGCACUGGCUGAGUUUCAGAGCAGACCUGGGGAUGUGGCUGCUCCAGGAACCACCAGAGCUCGGCCCUGCAAGCCCAGGGUUACGUGGGACAGAGAGCAGCCUGGAACUUCCAACCCGGAGAAGACCGCUCAGAACACGUCUUCUGUGCUGGGGACACGGUGGCUCCGGCCACGCUCCAUAGUGUUUGAAGUUUUAAGUCCCCCGAC
Messenger RNA from Prionailurus viverrinus (fishing cat), 5198 nucleotides. RefSeq names its product kinesin family member 7 (gene KIF7). NCBI's taxonomy places the organism in Eukaryota, Metazoa, Chordata, Mammalia, Carnivora, Felidae. Gene Ontology annotation, biological process: mitotic spindle organization; microtubule-based movement. The record is from RefSeq and is a predicted model, not a curated record. The coding region runs from base 248 to 4381 and encodes 1377 amino acids. The transcript is spliced from 19 exons. Gene Ontology annotation, molecular function: microtubule binding; ATP binding; microtubule motor activity.